AUGUCGACGACCCAGCCCCCGACCGGUUCACAGGGCGUGGCCACUAUCGACCACGAAGAAGUUCACGUCAAUCUAGAUAAAAAAACAAACAGUGGAGACGGCCAACAAGUUGUCACCAGUCAGCCAACAGUGGCAUACAACAACAACCAGGAUGGGGGACCUCCCAUUGUAUUUCAGGGGCCCCCUGAUGCCAAAGACAAGCCGAAAGACUUCGUAAUGACGUCAUGUGCUGUGCUACUCUUCUGUAACUUUAUUUUUGGUUUCCUUGGUUACCAUUUCGGAGUGAAAGCGAACCAUGCUUGGCAGCUUGGAGACGAAGCGACGUCACGCCAUCAUGCCAAGAAAGCUCUCAUCUUUGUAAUAUGUGGCGUGGUGUGUGGAGUAUGUACAUAUGUCCUGGCCAUCACCCUCUACCUCACCCUGAACAAAAGUAACUUUGUCUGA
Molecule: messenger RNA, 444 nt
Organism: Ylistrum balloti
Lineage: Eukaryota; Metazoa; Mollusca; Bivalvia; Pectinida; Pectinidae
Exons: 2
Coding region: 1-444 (147 amino acids)
Cellular component (GO): membrane
Source: RefSeq, a predicted model, not a curated record